This is a messenger RNA of Teleopsis dalmanni, 2364 nucleotides long. RefSeq names its product girdin homolog. The transcript has a single exon. Gene Ontology annotation, biological process: regulation of cilium assembly. Gene Ontology annotation, cellular component: centrosome. The coding region runs from base 191 to 1972 and encodes 593 amino acids. NCBI's taxonomy places the organism in Eukaryota, Metazoa, Arthropoda, Insecta, Diptera, Diopsidae. The record is from RefSeq and is a predicted model, not a curated record.
UCGUCCCUCUUGAAAUUAUUUGGUUUUUUGUUUUCUGUUUGGAUUUCCUUAGAAAAGUUGACUAAAAUUUUUUGUUGGUAAAUAGAACUUUCAAAAAAUCGGUUCGAAGAGUGUCAAGGUUCUAAAUUGAAAAAAAAAAGCUAUUCGACUUAGGCUUCUUCUGCCGUAAAAGUUGCCGUCGAUGUCAUAAAUGGAGCGUAAAGGUGCAACUUCGGAGUUUGCGCAAAAACAUAAUGCGAAAUCUGAGGAAUGCAUCGAACGGCAUCCGCAUAAUUUAUACAACAUAGGACGUCCUACUUGCGCAUCCGGCGGCGACAUUCCGGCAACGGUUGAAAAUUUGCAUUGCAAUUCAAAAAAUUCAAGUUUCCAAAAUUUAAGUUAUAAAACUCGACAAACUGUAGAUCACUUUGACAAAACUAGUCAGGAUCAGAACGAACUUCAUAUGAUUCAGAAUUGUCAAAGCGAUGCUAGUAAUUCUCUAGAGCAGAAUUUCUGUCCCAGUCCAAAGCGCAAAUUGGGUAAACACGGUGAAAUGGGAUCAAAGCUAAAAGCUGAACUCUCCAAAUACAAGAAAGAACUUAAAGAAUACAACAACACUACAAAGGACUUGGAAGAGAAGUACUUAAAAAUAAAUUUUGAACUUAACGAAAUGCAGCAGAAACACGAUCGCUUCGUAGCCAACCGCAGAAAGUCUUCAAACGAGAAUGAAGCCUAUUUGGAUAGCAGUAGUAGUACAGGUUCAGAGUAUUCCUUAAAACGAAAAUAUACUCAGGUUUUUCAUAGGGGAAGCAGCUUUAUGACAAUGCUACCCACAAAUACAUCGUCAAAUGAGAACAUCGAAAAAGGAUAUAACUCAAAGUCUAUUCCAGAGAAUGAUAAUUUGCGCAAGAAACGCAAAAAUCACAAUGCCACUCCCCCAACACAGUCAGAUUUUGCGAUCCGAAACAGUAAUCAAUCUGUUUACCAGAAGCGUAUAAACAAACGUAAGACGGAGAACAAGGAAAACGAACAUCCACCGCUAAUUGACAACACGAAUAUGCAUGCUCGCCAUCCCAAUCGAUCGGCAGGUCUGAAAGAUAUUUACAAGGUUUUGAAAAAUGUACUUGAUACAAACCAAAAAACUCAGACUUUCAAUAAGUCGGUAGAUCUGAAAGAACUACAAAACACAAUAGCGAGUCUACAGAGCGAGCAGCAGCAAUUUCGCAAUAUAAUCCAACAACAGCAGAGCUGCCUACAUGACUACCAUUCCAGAUGUAUCAAAGCACAGCAUAUUAUGCAGACACAACAACAUGAAAUCGAGAAGCUUAAUUCUAACAAUCAACAACUCGAAGCGGAGAUCACGUCCGGCAUUGACCAACUGCGUAGCAAAAUCGAUAGUAAGUUAAGAGACGUGGCACAUUUGCCACAAAUGAUGCGCGAAGAGCAAUCAAAGUACGAUAAGGUUUCAAAGGAGAAUAGUCUACUGGCAGAACGUUUGCGGUCAGUACAAAAUGAAGCAAGUCAACUCAAAUUAAAAAUUGAGGAGCUGGGCCGACGUAAAACUAUGACGAUUAACCGAUUAAAAGCUGCUGAACGUGAUUUGAAGAUAUUCAAGAACUACAAUACGGCGUUGAAGCACGAGAAAAUGAAACUAAAUGACGAACUGCAAAAACUGAAAGAUCAGUUGGAAAAUGUUCAGACUGCCAGCAAACGUACACUGUCCCGACAACGCGAACAAAGUGACAAACAAAGGCGUGAACUCCAGAAGCGCGUGUUCGAGCUUGAACUGAAACUCAGUCGCAGUCAAAAUUCCACAACAAGUCUGAUACAGGAACGUGACAGCCUAAUUGCCGAGUUACAGACCCAGCUUAAUACAUUGGUACAUAAUUUCGAAGUUUCACAGAAACACAUACGUGUACUUCGCAGACAUAUCUAUUCGAUGUCCGGCGGGAAUGUUCGAAACAACAACCGUGUUGUUAACGAAUCUGCCUAAUUCUAUGUUCCAAGCCACGCUUUCUCAGUUUACAUAACCUGUGUAUCCUUUCUUCAUUUCUUCUUCCACGACUGCUAGUUUCUUUGGAUUUCCCAGUGUGAAAAUAGAGAAAUAGUUUAAAAAAUAUUUAUGCAGUCUAAUUAAAUGAUUAAGCCGAAUAAAUAUUUUCUAAACUAUUACUACGCAGCCGAUCUAUUCAACGCACACACUAUGAAAUCCAAUUGACACUAGGACAGGCCAUGGAAUAUCUAAUGAAGUAUAAAAAUGCGUAAUUGAUGAUUAUUGUUUUAUUGUAAGAUGUUUUCAAUAGGGUUUCCCCAUAAAAUUUGUAGUAAAAAAUUAAAAGUAAAAGUUCCUUGAUAAUAUUGUGAAGAAAAAAAAUGAGAUUCAAU